Molecule: messenger RNA, 3038 nt
Organism: Ipomoea nil (Japanese morning glory)
Lineage: Eukaryota; Viridiplantae; Streptophyta; Magnoliopsida; Solanales; Convolvulaceae
Product: splicing factor 1
Exons: 9
Coding region: 595-2562 (655 amino acids)
Biological process (GO): regulation of mRNA splicing, via spliceosome
Cellular component (GO): nucleus
Molecular function (GO): mRNA binding
Source: RefSeq, a predicted model, not a curated record
GAAGCAGGUGAUCUUUUCACCGCUUGGGCGAGUAGUACCCCCCUCAUUUCUUCUUCUCCGGGCUCCGGAUCCCUCAAAGCGCUCUCGCCAAUUCCUCCCCCAUUCCAAAAAUUCAGUUAAUGUAAAACACAGACACUGCUCAACUUUUUCCAUACAGGAUUUCAUAUUUUUUAGCAAGUGGUGGAGUUUACUUGAAGGUUGAGAUGAGCAUAAAAAUUGGGGAAGCAUCUCACAAUAUGCAGAGCACUACAAUGGCUCCAACAACAAGUGCUGCAAAGAUCUCCAUCUUUGCCAACAAAUCUGGGUUUGUGAUACCAAAGAACAAGUUGUCAGGUUCUAUGGUUCCUGUCCUUCGAGGAGGUAAAAAGGAGGGUAGUGAGUCAGUAAAUGAAGAAAGCACUAAACUGGUGCGGAGGAAAACUAAGUGGGGCCCUGAUCUGACACAAGAUACAACUGUUAGGAAAGGAAGAGCCUUAGCAUAUCAGCAACUAUUCCAUACCAGGUGCCAAUAAAUGAUUUUGCUCCCUAUGUGAUGGUGCAAAUUUUGAGCAGACUCGUGUUGAUCAAAUAGCACAACAGCUGAGUUCAGGACCUAUGGACUGGGAAGAGAACCAAGACAGAUUAACAGCCUCUAGUAUUCUGGAUUAUAAACUUGAUGCUGAGAAAAUAAAAUCAUUGGAACUUGAAAAGCGAGAAGCCAUUGGUGAAGUUCUAAAACUAAAUCCUAACUAUAAGCCACCUGCUGGCUACAAACCUAUCCAGAAAGAAGGAAAAGUUCCUAUCCCUAUCAAAGAGCAUCCUGGGUACAAUUUCAUUGGCUUGAUCUUUGGACAUGUGAGUGACACUCAUAAACGACUGGAAAAGGAAACUGGAGCUAAAGUAAAAGUUUAUGGUAUUAAAGCAGAUACAGGACAAAAGGUCGAAGUUACCUCUGCUGAUGGAAAUGAAUCAUGCAGUUCAUACCAGGAGAUGUAUGUUCAAGUGUUGGCUGAUACAUAUGAGAAGGUUGAUGCUGCAGUGUCUUUAAUUGAACUGCUGGUCAACCCAGUUUCAGUAAAGGCAGGUUCUACAUCAAUGACUAUUUCUAGUAAUGGCAUGGCUGCUACUGAUAACCCAGGAGUGGUUCAACCAAUUGCAGGGUCUGGGGUUGCUCCAGCACAUGGCCAUUUCCAACAAUAUCCAUGGUUUCCUGGAAGUGCAUCUCAGAAUACAAUUGCUACACUACCGGGAUCAAUGUCCUCUACGGAUCCUCCAGCUGCUGUAGUUGGCAACCCAAUCAGAGUAUCUUCACUGCCAAACCCCUCAAGUACACCCUCACUAUUUGGCUCACCAGGUAUGGUAGCUGGGCUUGGUUCGGUUCCUCAAAAUCCUUCACUUGUAUCUUCAAGACCGAAUACACCUCUAGUUUCUCAGCAGCCAUACAUGCCUCUCACUCCACUUGGACAAAUUGGUGCUCCUAGAAAUCCUCUGGUGACUGCUUCUGAAUCUACAGCUUUUCAUCAGAAUAUGGUAGUUCCACCUCAAAUAUCUGUUAACCAAUCCAUGGCAACAGGGACCUCACAAGUUUUCAGACCGCCUAUCUCUAACCAAUCACUGCCUUCUGCUGGGGGCCAUACUGGAUGGUCAGGAUGGAACUCUCCAGUGGCUCAAGGUACAAACAUGAUGCCAAUGACUCCACCGAUUGCUGCCGCACAAGGAAGUCAUCCAUUGGUCUCAAAUCCCAUGGGUAUUUCUGUUGCACCACCAGUAGGCUUUCCACGUGGUAAUCCUUCUGGUUCUGCACCAGCUGGUAUAGUUGUUAAUCAGCAGCCAACCGCACAAGGAAGUCAUCCAUUGGUCUCAAAUCAAAUGCGGCACCCUCUUCCACAACAUCCACCAUCUGGUCAUCCUAACUCAACACUUCCACCCCAACCUGUAAUCCCAAACUCUGUAACUGGAAGGGCUUCGAACUUUGAUGCCAUGAAUCCCCUUUCUAUAGGUGCUCCAAGACCACAGCAAUCUGGUUCCAGUGAUUUUAUAUUCCAGCCUCACAGGCCAAAUUCUGCCUCUCAAGUUAUUCCAAGGCCGGUUAGUCGUUUUGAUCCUCCGAAUAUUCCAUUACAAAACCAAUUAAUUCAGCCAGGUCAUGCACCUCAGACCCCAUCUAUUAGACCAGAAAUGCGCAACUUGAACCCCUCACAUGCAUUGCCGAGUUUCCCUGAACUCCAAGUAAACAACAGAAUGAUUCAGCGGCAACCUGUACCAGUCAACUUUUCUGGAGGUCCUGCUGGCCCUCCACCUCCAAUUAGGCCCAUGCCAUUUCCAAAUUCAGGUAAUCCAUCUACAAUUUCUUUUGCUCACAUGCAUCCAAGGAACUUCAAUCCAGUGGCUCCACCGGUGAACUCUGGUAGUUAUCCUCCUAGAACAGGAAACCUGAUGUUUCACCAGAAUAAUCCAGCAAUGAUGACUCAUCCACCAAACUUUCCAACUUCGAACAACGAAUUUCGACCCAGUAAGCCAGCCCCUGGCCCUUUUGGAGUGCAGCAAACAUAUGAUCCCUUUUCACCAACAUCUCUCUCUUAAGCAGCUUCCCAGUGGUAGUGCAAAAGGCACAAAAAACUUGGAGUUAUCUUGAGUGCAUGAACUCAGUUGCCCAACCAAGUCAAGUGAGCUUUUCUAGCCAGUUCUAAUUUGUUCAGAUGCACUUGGGAACUAAUAGGACUAAGCUGAAGAAGGCAUGACACUGCUGUGUUGGUAAUUCACAAAUGUUUACAGUUCAUGAACUGCUUCCUUAACAUAGAUAAGCAAGUAGGUUCUUUCUGCUCUAAUAGUUGAUUGUACUAUUAAUACUUUCUAGGGUUAGAAAACUUGCCCCCCCACCCUCCCUAACAAAGGGGGAAAAAAGGGUGAAAAAAGAUUCCUUUAGUUUUGUUAUUUGAAUUUGAAGUAGGAGUACAUUAUACAGUCGAAAUGGUUGAGCAAAAGUUUAAUCAGCUGACCAAACUCCAAAGUGUUGUCAAGUUAUCAAUUUGUGAUUGUUCAAUGUGCUUUUCCUCUUA